Messenger RNA from Colletotrichum truncatum, 1194 nucleotides. RefSeq lists its product as uncharacterized. The record is from RefSeq and is a predicted model, not a curated record. Lineage: Eukaryota; Fungi; Ascomycota; Sordariomycetes; Glomerellales; Glomerellaceae.
AUGGGCGACAGUUCUUGCAGCGGCUCAACGCCAUUCAAAAGCCUCGUCCAACAUGGGACUCAAGAUCGAAGCCUGCACCAGGACCGUAUCUCGAGUACGUCCGGUUUUCAGUCUGGUUUUCGGGCCACUGCUUCCACCCCUUCAAACUCGACGCAAGAUGCCUUCGGCGCAUUUCUAGCAUCGAAUGGUCCCAAUUUCCAAAAUCUCUCCAUACCUAGCGACCACGCUGGUUUCCAACCACCACAUCUUUCCUCGGAUCAACAUCACAGACGCUUGCUCCCUCCCUCUUUUCACUCCGCUGUUCAGCUAUCGCCCCCAGUUUCCUCUGGGAACGCCUCUGCACCACUCUAUCAACAUCAGUCAUCAAAUGCAUCACUUCGUGGAGCGUCUAAUUGGGCCCAGGACUUCGCUAGAUUCUCCCAGGACGUUUCAAGUGCUGGUGGUCCUACGUUUAUGACCCCAAAUUCACAGCACUACCACCAUUGGCAUGCAGGCUUUCCACACAAUAUGAUGAGUUUUCCUUCAUCAUCUUUGCUUGGUGGAACGGGCGUUCCCGCCACAGCUGCCAGGCAUGGUACUACAGUCAAUACCGCUGUCGUUACCGAGACCGAUUUCGACCUAGAAAUGGACCAAUGGAUGGCGGCUCACGGAGACAAGCGAAUAGAAGACGUUGACGCCAUCAUGGAGGAACUGGCGCGGCAAAUGGAACAAGACAUAGAUGCACCUUGCACAUCGCAACAAGCUCAAAAUCUCGGUACCUCUCACAUUAUGGCCAGCGAUACCACUCUAGCCGAGCAACAAGGUGAACAGGCCAAGCCUGCCUCAGUCGCAGUUGGCCGUGGGGCGUAUGUAGGGGCGAAGGCCACCUCAUCCAGUAUUGAAGACCGCGUUAUGUUGACGGACACUACUCGGUCGGAUCGUUUUGAUGAUACAUCGCGGCUUAGCUUGGAUGAGCAAAUUAAAGCAGCACCAAUUGAGUCCAGCACUCAGGAGCAGUCAGAAAUCUCAGAGGCUGCUCGACAGAUUCUAGAAUCUGUUCAGCAUGAACAAGGCGACAAGUGGAAAAACUCCCGCUUUCUUCUCUUAAUGAAGGACUUUCGGGACGGGAACAAAGAUAUUGUUGAUAAUGAGAUUUUAGAGACUCAUGCUGGCGGCGGUCAUGCAGGUCAGCAGACAACAGCGGCUGAGUAUUGA